Molecule: messenger RNA, 457 nt
Organism: Ilex paraguariensis (yerba mate)
Lineage: Eukaryota; Viridiplantae; Streptophyta; Magnoliopsida; Aquifoliales; Aquifoliaceae
Source: the annotation of a GenBank genome assembly
CUCCAACAGACAAAACACAACAUAUCUCAAAAUUGUUCUGGGAUUAGAAAAGGAAGAAAUAAAGCAAACCUGAGUGCAGUGUGGGAGUAUGAGGUUCUUUAUAGAUCUUGUGUUUUGCUGUUUCUAUGCCGGAACACAGGCAAUGACUCCAAUCCUUGAGGCAAAUAACGUCAUGCCAAUUGCUUGCAGUGGGAACAGACAUUACAGGCAUACCAAGUUGGUGGAUAAGAAGUCAGUAGUGGCAGAACGGUGGCGCCCGUCGCUGUGUACAAUAUCCGAGGAUGGUGUUGUCAAGUCGGGGAAAGCAGUAGGUGCCACGAGACCUGGCAACACACAGAUGGGAAAUUUUAAGCCAAGAUCCAACUCUCAGGGUUGUGCAUAUAGAAGUGAGAUAAGGGCUGGAGAUUCGUUUCAGAAGAGUAUUCCCACAUUCUCCCCCGCUGCAUUCUUAUUUUGA